Microtus oregoni (creeping vole) is the source of this 2365-nucleotide messenger RNA. It is a transcript of the gene Ccdc126, whose product is annotated as coiled-coil domain containing 126. NCBI's taxonomy places the organism in Eukaryota, Metazoa, Chordata, Mammalia, Rodentia, Cricetidae. Bases 303 to 725 code for a protein of 140 amino acids. The transcript is spliced from 3 exons. The record is from RefSeq and is a predicted model, not a curated record.
GGCGGAGCGGAAACGGGGAGCAGAGUCUCCGGGCGCCGAGCGCUCUCCGUGUUACCUCCGUCCCGGCCCGGAGGCUGUUGCGGCGCCGCUAACACCCGCGGCGGGCUGUGACUGCAGCUCCAGCUCGCGAGCCCCGCGGAGGGCGGCCCGCGUGAUUGACAGGAAGCCCGUGGGCCAGGUCUGUCAACGCGGAGGAGGCAGCCGUGCUGAAGAUGGAUACACAGCACUAGGGAGCUUUUCCUUUCCGCUCAAAAUUGUUUCCAGUUACUGCUUCUCAAUCAAAUCUGCUUGCUUCAUCAGAAAUGAUUUUUACAAUCUCAAGGAAAAAUAUGUCCCAGAAGCUGAGCUUCCUGUUGCUGGUGUUGGGACUCAUCUGGGGUCUCCUGCUGCUUCACUACACUUUCCAACAGCCGCGACAUCAGAGCAGCGUCAAGUUACGGGAGCAAAUCCUAGACUUAAGCAAAAGAUACGUGAAAGCCCUGGCGGAGGAGAGCAAGAGCGUUGUGGAUGUGGACAGUGGAGCCUCCAUGGCAGGCUACGCGGACCUGAAGAGAACGAUUGCAGUCCUCUUAGAUGACAUUUUGCAGCGCUUGGUGAAGCUGGAGAACAAGGUUGACUAUAUCGUUGUGAAUGGCUCAGCAGCCAAUACUACCAACGGCACCAGUGGGAACUUGGUGCCAGUAACCACCAACAAAAGGACCAGUGCAUCCGGCAGUGUCAGAUAGCAGUGAAGCCACCUUGCAGGGCUGACACCACUGUGGGAUACAUCCAUCGCAGGACACCUCUUACACUGCUGCCUAGGACAGAGUAAUACUUGACAAUAAAAGCUCCACACAUUUCCAAGGAGCUCGCUGGGCUCGUAGGACGCUAAUUCUGUAUAUAGAUGCACAGGCGUUAUUAGCUGGCUUUCCCGCAAAGCUCUUCGAUGCUGUUCUGUACAUUUAAUGGGACUUUGGUAACACAGUUGAUGUGGUAAGCAGGGAGGCCAUCCUUUGGUAUUUGAGAUCAGGAAGAAACAAAAACACUAGAAAGACAUGGAAUCCUUUCUAUAAAAUAUUUAUUUAAGUAUAUAACAUGUUUUUCAGAUAAGCGGACGAUAAAGUUCCUGAAUCAUUCUGUCAUCUGCCCUCAUGAUGUCCCUGUGAGUAGAAACAUGCUUAGUUCCAAUACUAUAUUUUGUUACUCAGAUUAUGAGCAGGAAAAGGAAGUAUCAUGUUGGAAAUCAUGUUUUAAAAUAGACCCAAAGAAUGUUUUCAUUUGCACUAUCCUUCAAAAUAACUGAAGGUUAAUUGUAUAUUUUUAAAAAUAGCAUUUGUAAGAGUAUAAUUUUGAAAUGGGUAGCAGCCACUGUCCAUAGCCUAACCAUUUGGGACUAUUUAAUAGAGAUGAGAGUAAUCUCUAAUCUCAUACUUAAAAAUUUCUUACAUAUAUUCUGCAUAAUAACACAUAUUUUUAUGAUGGAAAGUAAAAUGUGCAUGAUUUUUCACAAUCAUGAUUGUUGAUUUGAAAGUAAAUUCCAAUGUCAUAUGCUUGUAGUCAUGGAUACUCAGGAGGCUGAGGCAGGGGACUUGCAAGCUCACUGCCAUCUUGGCCAAGAGCAGACCCUGUCUAAAAUAAAGGAAAAUAUUUAGUCCGUGACUGUUUCUGCUAUUAGGAAAGUGCAUUGUUUCCAUGUGGUGGUAAAUGUUGCUUUGGUUAUAUUGGCGGGAGAAGGAAGAGAUUGAGGACUUUAGUCAGAUGUAUAUAAUAAACAUAUUUGUGCUGCACAAAGCUGCUUGGAUAUGUUAAUGUUAGUUGAUGUGAUGUAAGAGUAUCCUGUGCUAGGAGAUGCCAGGUUAGCUACUCUUUUAUAUAAAUGACCCCUUUGCAAAAUUAAGAGCAUUAAAGUAUAAAUUAUGAAGAUUGAUUAUCUUUUUAGGGAAACAGCUACUGUAUACAGCACAAGAAAUCUUAAUUUGAUUAACUCUAAUAUAGAACAAAACAUGUCUUUAUUUAAAUAUCUUUUGUAGCAAAUCCAAUUGCUAUAUAGUAUUCUAUAUUUUGUAGUAUUUAUUCUAUAUAAUGAUGGCUGAACUGCAGUUAGCCUCUAGAUUUAGACUAAAUUGAACUUAGUUUUCGAUAUUGUUCAUUGUUAUAAUAUGCUACCACAAAUAGUAGCGGUGAUUAUUUUGUUAAAAUAAGUAUAAGAAUAUAUUGUUUCUUGAAAGAUAGCUGUCUGAAAUGUCUUCCCUGUCCCUUUAUGUGAAGAAAUUAUUGUCCACUAGGUGAAAUCUGAAGCCCUUGUUCAGUCUCGAAGAGUUGUGAACAUUUCUGGUUUUGUCAUUGUUUUCAGGGAUGAAAUAAAAUAUAUUGUUUGUAUUUACAA